Messenger RNA from Antechinus flavipes (yellow-footed antechinus), 898 nucleotides. RefSeq names its product transmembrane protein 247 (gene TMEM247). NCBI's taxonomy places the organism in Eukaryota, Metazoa, Chordata, Mammalia, Dasyuromorphia, Dasyuridae. Bases 175 to 738 code for a protein of 187 amino acids. The transcript has 3 exons. The record is from RefSeq and is a predicted model, not a curated record. Gene Ontology annotation, cellular component: endoplasmic reticulum.
AAGAGUUUAGUCCAAGUCCCUCAUUUUAUAGAUGAGGAAAUCAGAGAAGUAAGAGUAACUUCUCUAAGAUCACGCAGUGACAGAGCAGGGAGGGACUAUAGAAUCCAGAUCUCCUUACUCCUUUGCUCCAAUGUCAUUGCCCAUCUCUCCCAUUCUCCACCCCCCUCCCCCAACAUGUUUCAGGAGGUUCCAUAUGUGACCCAAGACUCCUCCUAUGACUUCCUGGAGGACGGUGGGGCCAGUGUGGAGGGCAGCCCCCAAGAGGAAGUGAAGCAGAUGAAGAUGCAGGUGGCUGAGCCUCUUUCCUCGAAGCCAGCUCCAGGUAAAGGGCCCGCAGGCGAUGAGCCCGAGCCUUCAGCUGUGCUCCGGGAGGGGGUGAUGGAACAUAGCACGGAGAUGGAGCUGGAGAAGGUGAGGAUGGAGUUUGAACUGACCAGACUGAAGUACCUGCACGAGGAGAACGAGCGCCAGCGGCAACAUGAGGAGGUGAUGGAGCAGCUGCAUCGGCAGGCACCACCCCGGCUGUUCCCAGGAGGAUUCCAGGACCUCCUACUCCCCCAGAAUCAGUUUGCUAUGUUCCUGUAUUGCUUCAUCUUCAUUCACAUCAUCUACGUCACCAAGGAGAUGAUCUUCUUCCUCUUCACCAAGCAUUACCUCUUCUGCAUUGCUGCCAUUCUGCUCUGUUUGAUUAAAACCUUGUGGUCUUACGUCCUGUGCCCCCCUGCUCUGCCGACCUGAUGGGUCCACCAUGGAAACUUAACUUUCAAGUAGGCGAAGUUGUCCUCCCCUUUCCCAUCCUGAUUCCUCCCCCCUGGUAUUCUUUCUUAUUCUCAAGCAUCAGACAAUUCCACCACUCCCAAACAUGUUCUGAAGAAAGGAUUAACACUUUAUUCCUGUG